This is a messenger RNA of Amblyraja radiata (thorny skate), 5252 nucleotides long. It is a transcript of the gene kcnd2, whose product is annotated as potassium voltage-gated channel, Shal-related subfamily, member 2. Gene Ontology annotation, cellular component: neuronal cell body; voltage-gated potassium channel complex; postsynaptic membrane. The transcript is spliced from 7 exons. Gene Ontology annotation, biological process: protein homooligomerization; action potential; potassium ion transmembrane transport. Gene Ontology annotation, molecular function: protein binding; A-type (transient outward) potassium channel activity. The record is from RefSeq and is a predicted model, not a curated record. Bases 804 to 2699 code for a protein of 631 amino acids. Lineage: Eukaryota; Metazoa; Chordata; Chondrichthyes; Rajiformes; Rajidae.
UUGAUUGCUCGGGCUGGCCAUCCAAAUCCUGAAAUGCAUCGCCCUCUGCAGGUUGACUUCAUUCCCAUGCGCUUGUAACAGGGGAAACAGAAAUAAAUACUCGGCAUUGAAUAGAGCUGAAACGCUGCCUUGGAGUAUCUGAAACGACAACUCGAACCAGGCGGGAUCUUUCUCACCUUAUCUGUUUAUAAAUGGCAAAGGAACGCGGAGACGGCAACACCGAAAAGCGCACAGGAGUUAGUAUAUCGGCGGACACUGAGGACCGUAAUGAAUUCUAGUCAUUGAUUUCUGCAAGAGCGUUGGAUUUUCUGGUUUCAAUGAUCGAUUUUAUUUUACGGAAGUUCUGGUUCCAGGAAUAUCGUCCACCCCCACCCAUCCAUAAAAUGUAAAAAAAAAAUGUAAGUCUUGAUCUUACAUCGAGGUCCCCUUGAAUACACAAUAGCUGUCGGUUAUGAACCACCCACACGGUCUCCGAACAAGGAAGUCCAACUGCGCCCUCAGUCUUGCGAGUGCCUUCAUAUAUUCGGUCUAUAAAUGUAUAUGAACACGAUCUCGCCUUCUUUUGGAGAUACUGUACUGCAAAGAGUGGAGAAGUGGAAUGUGUUCAGGUCUUGCAUCGUCUACCGAAUCGUCAAGCGUGAUUACGUUUCCUGAACUUGUUGCUGGUGGACUGGAAGCUCUGUUGGGGGAUCCUCCUGUCACUAAUCCGAUGUCAGACGAGCAACACCCAGCCGGGUUUUGAGUCAGGAGCGACCUGUUUCUCGCCAGCCAGCAGCCGCGGUCAGUCAGUCAGAUCGCUGAGGAUGGCAGCGGGGGUAGCAGCCUGGCUGCCGUUCGCCCGGGCGGCGGCUAUCGGGUGGAUGCCGGUGGCGAGCCACCCCAUGCCCGCCGCCCCCAGCGACAGAAAGCGGCCGCAGGACGGGCUAGUCAUCCUCAACGUGAGCGGCAGGCGCUUCCAGACGUGGCGGAGCACUCUGGAGAGGUACCCCGACACCUUGCUGGGCAGCUCGGAGAAGGACUUCUUCUACAACGACGAGAUCAGCGAAUAUUUCUUCGACCGCGACCCGGACAUCUUCAGGAACAUCUUGAAUUUCUACCGCACGGGCAAGCUGCACUACCCGCGACACGAGUGCAUCUCGGCUUACGACGAGGAGCUCGCCUUCUUCGGCAUCAUCCCCGAGAUCAUCGGCGACUGCUGCUACGAGGAGUACAAGGACCGAAAGCGCGAAAACGUCGAGCGCAUCCUGGACGACGCGGAGGACGAGCUGAGCGCCGAGAACCGCCUGCCGUCCAUGACGGCGCGCGAGAAGGUGUGGCGGGCUUUCGAGAACCCGCACACCAGCACCCUGGCGCUCGUCCUCUACUACGUCACCGGCUUCUUCAUCGCCGUCUCGGUGAUGGCCAACGUGGCGGAGACGGUGCCGUGCGGCACCAUGCCGGGCAGCGUCAAGGAGCUGCCGUGCGGCGAGCGCUACGCCCUGGCCUUCUUCUGCCUCGACACGGCGUGCGUCAUGAUCUUCACCAUCGAGUACCUGCUGCGCCUCAUGGCGGCCCCCAGCCGCUACCGCUUCGUGCGCAGCGUGAUGAGCAUCAUCGACGUGGUGGCCAUCAUGCCCUACUACAUCGCCCUGAUCAUGACGGACAACGAGGACGUGAGCGGCGCCUUCGUCACCCUGCGGGUCUUCAGGGUCUUCCGGAUAUUUAAGUUCUCCCGCCACUCGCAGGGCCUGCGCAUCCUGGGCUACACCCUCAAGAGUUGCGCCUCCGAGCUCGGCUUCCUCCUCUUCUCCCUCACCAUGGCCAUUAUCAUCUUCGCCACUGUCAUGUUUUACGCCGAGAAGGGUUCCACCGCCACCAAGUUCACCAGCAUCCCGGCUGCUUUCUGGUACACCAUUGUCACCAUGACCACUCUGGGGUAUGGCGACAUGGUACCAAAGACCAUUGCUGGGAAGAUAUUUGGAUCUAUCUGCUCUUUGAGUGGUGUGUUGGUUAUUGCUUUACCUGUGCCCGUAAUUGUCUCAAACUUCAGUCGCAUCUACCAUCAGAACCAACGGGCAGAUAAACGGAAGGCGCAGAAGAAAUCCAGACUUGCAAGAAUCCGUGCAGCAAAGAGUUGGAGUGCAAAUGCUUAUAUGCAGAGCAAGCACAACGGCUUGCUAAGUGAAUCACUCGAGCAGAUGUCUAAUGAUGAAGAACAAGCCCUAGUUAGCAAGUCUGGAUCUUCAUUUCAGAGGCAACAUCAUCACCUGUUACACUGUCUGGAGAAAACCACGAAUCACGAUUUUGUGGAUGAACAAACGUACAAAGAAAAUUUUCUUGAACAAUCUGCAAAGAACCGAUCGCAUUCACACAGUCCUUCUCUCUCUUCUCAUCAUGGUUUAACUGGAACAUGCUGCUCCAGGCGUAGCAAAAAACCCUUCCGUCUCCCAAAUUCGAAUACUUCCUACAGUCGUCCGGGAAAUCUACAAGAACUCAGUACUAUUCAGAUUCGAUGUUUACAGGAGAGUGAGCUCUCCAACAGCCGAUCCAGUUUGAAUGCAAAGUUUGAGGAAGGUGUCAAACUAAAUUGUGAGCAAUCGUACAUAACAACAGCGGUAAUAAGCAUGCCCAGCCCUCUCAUCGCAACCACCGAAGGAGAUCGCAGGUUUGACUCUUCGCAACAAGCAGAAAGAAACAUUGUAAAAGUGUCAGCACUGUAAAAAUCUUACCACGUCAGAUGUGAGCCUGGAAAGUCAUCCGACCACCUGUGUUGUUCCUGCUAUUGAAAAAGUAGAAAAGAACAUCACAGAUUGGAAAGCAAAGGGAGAACAUCAGCGCUUUCCCUGAUAGUUUUGCAUUGUGAAGUCCAUGACAACAGUGAUCAUCGCACUGAAGCUAUUUACCAGUGAAGUUUGGCCUCAGAGUAUGUAACAUUGAUAAUGAGGCGAGCAAAAGGAGGUAACAAGCUUGAAAACUGUUCUGCAAUAAUUUCUUUGCAGUGAGCACAACGAGAUAUUUCCACAUGCGACAUGAUCCACCCCCAAAGGCUCGUUUUAUUAUGAAGUACACAGGAACUGGAGAAGUGUGCAUGGGGAAGGAACAACAAAAUCAACGUGAAGAACUUUUCAUCCUCACAGCAACAAUGAAUACUGCGAAAGUAAAGCUGUUUAAUUUAGAACAUAAUUGUGAACAGUGAAUUGAGGACUGACAUAUUUAAAAUUGAACAGAGAACAUAAAUGCAUGUUGAAUACUCCUUGAGGCAUUACUUAACAUUCAUUGUAUUUCAAUGCGGUGGGCACGUACAACACGUCACCAAGAUCUGGAUUUGUUUGUAGAGGGAAAUGUAUAGGGCACCUUGGGACCUUCGCUAGAUGGCCACUACUCACUGAAAGACUGUUUAGUUCAUAUCAGAAGGGAACAUAAUUGUAGUAAUGGGUUUGGAUUGCUGAUUUAUAUUAAUAGUUUACACAACAAUAAAACCUUGUGAAUAAUACACCUUGAAUUCCAAAUGUUGUAUUGAGGCUCACACAGUUAGACAUAGCUGCACCCAAAUUUCUUUUUGAAACUUUUCUUUCCUGUAUAAGCUUGUCCUAUAUUGCUUAGAAUGAGUGCAAACAAUUUUCAGGCAAACGCAUUGAAUAAGUGAACUGUGGUAUAUUACAGAUGUUAUCCUUUUCAUUGCAGCUGCAGUAAGACUAACAGACUGCUCUUUCUGCAUGGUCUCCCCGACUUAUAUGGAAUUUAGUGGAUGGUUAUUCAGCAGGCUAUGUGCUCCAAUCAUUGUAGCUAUGGAAGUUGUUCUUUGUGCUAUAAAUAUAUGUAUAUAUUUUCAGUCAGUACCUUUAAAAGUACUAAUUUUCAGUAUUAGGUACAAUGUUUUUAAUUGGAGAUUUUAAGUGCGGUAUUAAUUAAAUAUUUGGACCUGUUAUUUUCCUUAAAAUGUCGCUGUAUGAUAUUUUGGGAGAGCAGAAUGUCCUGUACUCUCGACCACAGUUCCAAGAAGAGAGGCCCAUUCCCUGCAUGCUCAGUGGAGAGAGCAUGUUUCAUUGGGGUAAAGCUCUCACCACUUCCCAGAGAAAAACAGUGCUUCAACCAGAGGUAACAAUGACAGAAGCUUCAAGCUUGCAUGAUUGAAAUUUUGAAAAGGCUGUAAACCGUCCUCUAAAUUAAUUUUCUUUUUGUAAUACUGUUGUAUUUAAACUAAUAUAUCAAAUUUACAAAUGUGAAUAUUAUUGAUGUGCUAUCAAAUAAGGUAUGGUGCUUGGAAAGGAAAAUAAAAAGACGCUGAGGUUUUAUUCUUUGUUUCCCAUAGAUUGUUUUUUGGCUGAAGCACUGAAAAAUAAUAUAGCAAUACUGGUGAGAGGUAAAAACUAAUCGGGUUGUAAACAAAAAUAUAUAUUUGCUUCAUACAACUAGAGUCAAUGGCAGCAGAAGUUGCACCUGAAUUUUCCCACGUACACCAUGUAUUAUUUAUGUAAAGUUUCCUUUUCUAUUUCUCUCAUUGUAUCUCUGAGCAGUUUCUAUAAUAGUGCCCUUAAAGUUGUGUUGUAAGAGUGACUCAGAAAUCUGUCCAGGGUUGUAAAAUGGCUAUUCCAGUGUGCAAUGCUCUGUGCUGUAAAUUAGUUGUAACUUUGUAGUGUAUCAUAUGAGUUCAACACCUUUGCUGUUUUGCAUUUAAACAGCUUUCAUAGGUUUCACUUUAAUGAAGCAGCAUAAUUUGCCACCUAUUAUGCUCUAAAAAAUAAAAUGUCUGCAUGCUUCGGUUGGAAGAGUUGGUAUUGUAACUGGAAGUAACGCUUAAUAAAGAACAGCGUUCAUUUUCUUAACUACUUGAAGGUUAACUCAUGUAAAACUAUCAAUAGACAAAUUGUCCAGAGCAAAUAAUAUCUGAAAGCUAAUUAAAAACUAUUUCUGGAAACAAUUUGUGCAAUUGAUAAAUAGAAUGUAAGACAUAGAACUUACAAUGAGAAUACGAAUAGUUGAGCUGAAUAACUUUAACCUCUAAUAUAUACAUGGAAAGAUGUGUCAUUGAAAUGGGGGUAUUCAAUGGUGUAAAGGAUCAAAAAUUGUGUACUUGCAUAGUUUUUGAAACUAAAGGAACAUUAAAGACAUAUGAUACAUAAAAUAACUCCCAUGUAUGAAAGUUGAAAUUAAAAUGUUUUAAUUUUUGAGCACGUGUUUUCUGUCACUUCAGUAAUGUAUUAUUCAAUGACAGCCACUUGUUUCCCACAAAAUAACAAGUUUCUUUAUUAAAAUAUAAAACAUUGGAAGCA